AAAACCAGAGGUAAAGGAUGAAGAAAAUAAACCAAAAGCUGAAGAAAAAGUUCCUUUCUACAAACUAUUCAAUUUUGCUGACAAACUUGACGUGAUUUUGAUGAUCAUUGGUUUCAUAUGUGCCGUAGCUAAUGGAUUAUCUCAGCCUCUUAUGACACUUAUUUUUGGAAAACUCAUCAACACCUUUGGCUCCACCGAUCCAUCACACAUUGUCAAAGAAGUUUCUAAGGUUGCGUUAUUAUUUAUUUACCUUGGUGUUGGAUCUGGAAUAGCAUCAUUUCUACAGGUAGCAUGUUGGAUGGUGACAGGAGAAAGACAAGCUGCAAGGAUUCGUGGCUUGUACUUGAAAACUAUACUAAAGCAAGAUAUUUCCUACUUUGACACUGAAGCAACCAGUGGAGAGGUUAUUGGAAGAAUGUCUGGUGAUACCAUUCUCAUUCAAGAUGCCAUGGGAGAAAAGGUUGGAAAGUUUAUACAACUUAUUUCAUCUUUUCUUGGUGGAUUUGUGAUCGCCUUUACAAAAGGAUGGGAACUCACUCUUGUUUUGCUUGCAUGCAUUCCAUGUAUUGUCAUUGUUGGUGGAUUUAUGUCAAUGAUGAUGGCGAAAAUGUCAAGUCGUGGACAAAUUGCUUAUUCAGAAGCUGGAGUUGUUGUGGAACAAACAGUUGGAGCCAUUAGAACAGUUGCCUCUUUUACUGGUGAGGAAAAAGCAACUGAAAAGUACAAUAAUAAGUUAAGAAUUGCUUAUAAAAGUACAGUUCAACAAGGGUUGGCCUCAGGGACAGGAAUGGGAUUACUUUUGCUUAUUAUCUUUGGCACAUAUGCACUUGCUAUGUGGUAUGGUUCCAAACUCAUCAUUGAGAAAGGAUAUGAUGGUGGAAGUGUCUUCAAUAUAAUCAUAGCAAUUAAUACUGGUGGAAUGUCCCUUGGUCAAACUACACCAUGCAUAAAUGCAUUUGCAACAGGCCAAGUAGCAGCAUGUAAGAUGUUCGAGACAAUUAAAAGAAAACCGAACAUUGAUGCUUAUGACACAAGUGGUGUUAUAAUGGAGAACAUAAAGGGAGACAUUGAACUCAAAGAUGUUUACUUUAGAUACCCUGCAAGACCAGAUGUGCAGAUCUUUGCCGGAUUCUCAUUCUAUAUUCCAAGUGGCACAACUGCUGCUUUAGUCGGUCAAAGUGGUAGUGGAAAGUCAACUAUAAUUAGUUUAUUAGAAAGAUUCUAUGAUCCUGAAGCUGGAGAAGUGCUUAUAGAUGGUGUCAACUUGAAGAAUUUUCAAGUUAAAUGGAUAAGAGAACAGAUUGGACUUGUUGGUCAGGAACCUGUGUUGUUUACUGCUAGUAUCAAGGAUAACAUUGCUUAUGGGAAAGAAGGUGCAACAGAUGAGGAAAUAGCAACAGCAAUAACACUUGCUAAUGCUAAAAAAUUCAUUGAUAAACUCCCUCAGGGUCUUGAUUCAAUGGUAGGAGGUCAUGGGACUCAACUUUCUGGUGGACAAAAGCAAAGAAUUGCAAUUGCAAGGGCCAUAUUGAAGAAUCCAAGAAUCCUUCUUCUUGAUGAAGCAACAAGUGCAUUGGAUGCUGAGUCUGAACGUGUUGUUCAAGAAGCAUUGGAAAAAGUUAUGACACAAAGGACUACCGUAGUUGUUGCACACCGUUUAACAACUAUUAGAAAUGCUGACACCAUAGCAGUGGUUCAUCAGGGCAAAAUUGUGGAAAAAGGUACUCAUGAUGAGUUAGUCAAGGAUCCUUGUGGUGCUUACUCUCAGCUUAUUAGUCUGCAAAAAGGAGCUAAGGAAGCAGAAAGAAGCAACAGUUCAGAAGAAGAUAAGUCAAGGAACAGUUUCAAUUUAGAUACUCAGAGAACAUCCUUUGCAAGAUCAAUAAGCCAAGGUUCAUCAGGAAGUAGACACUCUCUUUCACUUGGCCUAACUCUUCCAUAUCAAAUUUCCGGACAUGAAUAUGUAGAAGGAACCAAUGGUGAUGAUGAAAGUAGUGAACUUGAUAAUGUGAAACGCCAAAAAGUUUCGGUUAAACGUUUGGCAAAGUUGAAUAAGCCUGAGGUUCCUGUAAUACUACUUGGAUCCAUAGCUGCAGCAGUACAUGGUGUUACUCUUCCUAUAUUUGGCCUAUUGCUUUCAUCAUGUAUUAAAUCUUUCUAUAAACCCGCUGAGCAACUUAGAAAAGAUUCGGAGUUUUGGUCACUUUUAUUUCUUGGUUUGGGUUUUGUUACCCUUGUGGCUCUACCAGUGCAGAACUACUUAUUUGGGAUUGCUGGUGGGAAACUUGUUGAAAGAAUUCGUUCAUUGACAUUCAAAAAAGUCGUGCACCAAGAAAUCAGUUGGUUUGAUCAUCCUUCAAAUUCAAGUGGUGCCGUUAGUGCAAGGUUAGCUACUGAUGCUUCAACUGUGAGAACUCUUGUUGGUGACACAUUGGCCCUCAUUGUGCAAAACAUAGCAACAGUAGCAGCAGGACUAGUUAUAGCAUUUAGUGCCAAUUGGAUUCUAUCUUUUAUUAUUCUAGCCGUGUCACCAUUGAUGCUCAUACAAGGAUACAUUCAAACGAAGUUUCUAAAAGGAUUCAGUGCAGAUGCAAAGGUGAUGUAUGAAGAGGCAAGUCAGGUUGCAAAUGAUGCUGUUGGUAGCAUCAGAACUGUUGCAUCAUUUUGUGCUGAACAAAAGGUGAUGGAUAUGUACCAGAAAAAAUGUUCAGCACCAGAAAAACAAGGUGUUAGGUUGGGACUUGUUAGUGGUAUAGGAUUCGGUUUCUCAUUUUUUGCUCUAUACUGCACAAAUGCUUUCUGUUUCUACAUAGGAUCAGUUCUUAUGCAACACGGCAAAGCAACUUUCGGAGAGGUUUUCAAGGUUUUCUUCUGUUUAACAAUUACAGCAAUAGGUGUUUCGCAGACUAGUGCUUUAGCACCAGAUACUAACAAGGCCAAAGAUUCUACAGCUUCAAUAUUUGAAAUUCUAGACAGCAAACCAACCAUUGACUCAAGUAGUAAUGAGGGUGCGACGCUAGAAACUGUGAAAGGUGAUUUUGAACUUCAAAAAGUCAGCUUUAGAUACCCAACAAGGCCUAAUAUUCAAAUAUUCAAAGAUUUGUGUCUUAGCAUCCCAGCUGGAAAGACUGUUGCCUUGGUUGGAGAAAGUGGCAGUGGAAAAUCAACAGUUAUAAGUCUCUUGGAGAGAUUUUAUAACCCUGAUUCUGGACAUAUAUUACUAGAUGGACUGAAUAUCAAAACUUUCAAACUAAGCUGGUUGAGACAACAAAUGGGUUUGGUUGGUCAAGAGCCUAUUCUUUUCAACGAAAGCAUUCGUGCCAACAUAGCUUAUGGCAAAGAAGGAGGUGCUACGGAGGAUGAGAUAAUUGCAGCAGCUAACGCAGCCAAUGCACACAACUUCAUAAGCUCUCUUCCAGGUGGUUACAAUACUUCGGUAGGCGAAAGAGGCACACAGUUAUCAGGUGGACAAAAACAACGUAUAGCAAUUGCAAGAGCUAUAUUGAAAAACCCUAGAAUACUUUUACUUGAUGAGGCAACCAGUGCACUCGAUGCUGAGUCAGAACGUGUAGUUCAAGAGGCUUUAGAUAGAGUCAGUGUUAACAGAACUACUGUUGUUGUGGCUCAUCGUCUUGCAACGAUUAAAGGUGCUGAUAUUAUCGCUGUAGUGAAAAAUGGGGUGAUUGCUGAGAAGGGUAGACAUGAUUUGUUGAUGAAGAUUGAUGGUGGAAUUUAUGCUUCAUUGGUUGCUCUUCACAUUAGUGCAUCAUAGAUUUAUAUUUAUUUGAUUUUCUUUUUCUAUUUGCAAAUGUUUUGCAUAUAAAUGGAUAGUCGUAACAGGUUGUAUCCUAUAAAAUUUUGUUGAUGAGGAUCAUUAGUGAUCUUUAUAAGUUCUAAGUAGAACUUUUCAUCCAGUUUAUUAGAGAAAAAUAACAUAUAGGAUUGCAGAUCAAAUCAGUAUUAGGAA
Molecule: messenger RNA, 3967 nt
Organism: Medicago truncatula (barrel medic)
Lineage: Eukaryota; Viridiplantae; Streptophyta; Magnoliopsida; Fabales; Fabaceae
Product: ABC transporter B family member 9
Exons: 12
Coding region: 101-3772 (1223 amino acids)
Biological process (GO): transmembrane transport
Cellular component (GO): plasma membrane
Molecular function (GO): ATP binding; ABC-type transporter activity; ATP hydrolysis activity
Source: RefSeq, a predicted model, not a curated record